Molecule: messenger RNA, 3759 nt
Organism: Trichosporon asahii var. asahii CBS 2479
Lineage: Eukaryota; Fungi; Basidiomycota; Tremellomycetes; Trichosporonales; Trichosporonaceae
Product: Ser/Thr protein kinase
Exons: 4
Coding region: 1-3759 (1252 amino acids)
Biological process (GO): protein phosphorylation; intracellular signal transduction
Cellular component (GO): cytoplasm
Molecular function (GO): ATP binding; protein serine/threonine kinase activity
Source: RefSeq, a predicted model, not a curated record
AUGUCCCUGCCCUCCCCAAGAGAGCACAUAAGCUUCAGCAGCAUAGCGGACGGCCCUGCAUCGUCGCAGAAUGUUGCGGGGGGCUCCCACGGACACAAGCCAGGUCCGUCAACCUCGAUGGCGGCCCCACAGUCGUCGGCAAUGAGCGCAACCGCGUCUGCGUCAUCGGCCAGCUCGGUCCGUCGUCCAUCGACGACAUCUGCGACCGAGGGCCGCCCGGCACACGCCUCGUCGUCUUACGCCGACCCCCACGCGGGCCCCUCGUCCCAGCCUACGUCGAACCACACGUCGUCGACCGGCCUGCACUCGUCCAACCCUCCGUCAGCGUCUGCUUCCAAGAACAACAGCUUCAUCGGUGGCGUGCUGUCCCGGAGAGGGUCAACGCGUGAUCGUCCAGAGCGAGCAGAGGUCUCUCCCGCUAUGACGAGCUCGACUAGGACGGCUGGAGGAAGGUCGCGCGCCGACAGCUCAGACGGACGGCGAUCUCCUACAGAAUCGGAAGUCAUCGAAACGCAGACACUCAACAUGGAACGCGACCCCGAGACGGGCCGGAAGCUCAUCAAUCAGUACUUGGUUCUCGACGAGAUUGGUCACGGCACGCACGGACGCGUUCGCUUGGGCCGCGACAUGUCGGUUGAUGCGUCUCAGGACGAGCUGGAGAACGAUUUGGCCACUGGCAAAGGCCCGUUCUACGCCAUUAAGAUUGUCGACCGCAAUGGCAAGAAGCGUUUGCCACCAUUCGGAAGGCGCGGACGGGAGGGCGCAAAGCUCGUCGCGGAGAACGAGAUGCGCAAAGAGAUCGCCAUCCUGAAGAAGCUGCACCACCCGAACGUCGUCGCCCUCAAGGAGAUCAUCGACGACCCAGACUCGAAGCAGGUCUACAUGAUUCUCGAGUACUGCCAGGGUGGCGAAGUUCGAUGGAAGCAAGACAACCGUCCAACGCUUACUAUCGCCGAGACGCGAAAGAUCUUCCGCGACACACUGCUUGGUCUUGAAUACCUGCAUCACCAGGGCGUUAUUCACCGAGAUAUCAAGCCGAGCAACCUGCUGUGCUCCGGUGACGUCGUCAAGAUCUCAGACUUUGGCUGCUCGCACUUCUCCGAGGCGCUGUACGCGGCCGACGGCGGAGGCUAUGUCGACGACAUUGAGCUCGCCAAGACCGCCGGCAGCCCGGCAUUCUUCGCUCCAGAAAUGUGUUACUCCGAGAUCCCGGACGAGCCAACGCCAACGCCCGGCGCGACGUCUGACCAGAAGGUUCCUACUUUCACUGUCCGACCGCCGUCUACGACCCAGGAAGACGCCCCUACGGCAACAAGGGGCUCGUCGAUCUACGACCCGCGGCUCUCGGUCACUCGAUCGCAAUCCACCGCGACGAUCCCGAAUCGCCAGCGACGUCCAAUCACGAACGCGAUCGACGUGUGGGCUUUUGGUGUCACGCUCUACUGCCUGCUCUUUGGCAAAACGCCCUUUGACGCCCAGAACGAGUACCUGCUCAUGCAGGUCAUUCCGACGGCCGAGUAUGAGAUUCCCGCCACCAUGGGCAAGGAGCAGGUUCCGACGUCCGGACCAGAGUCGACGGAGGAGGUGCGCGAAGCUUUGGAUCUGCUGUCGCGGCUGUUGGAGAAGGACGCCGGCCAGCGCAUUACCCUAGACCAGGCUAAACGUCACCCCUUCGCCCUCCGCGGCAUGAAGGACCCCCAAGGCUGGCUUAACCGCACCUCGAUCCACGACCAGACUUGCGUCACGGUCACCAACGAGGAGGUCGCCGCGGCUGUCACACGAGGCAACGGCAUCCGCGACAAGCUUAAGCGCGGCCUGUCCAAGCUUUCGAACCGCCUUGGUUUCCACCGCAACCGGAGCCGCAGCGUGACCGGCAGCGACAAUGCCGAUCAGUCAGCGGCGUCCUCUGCUUCGGAGACUCCCAACACUCGCCGCGUCGCUUCUGGAGACUCGAUUCCCAGCACGGCUUCUGGACCUAGCCUUGGACGAAGGUUAUCUAUCCUCCACCGCAACCCAUCGAACCGCGCAGCUACUAGUGCCAGUGCGCCUGGUUCGGGCGACGAGUCGUCGCGACCGGUCGGUCUCAUUGCUUCGCAGCUGGGCGCAUCCCAGUCUGCUGAUCGCAGCCCGUCCAGCACGACGCAGCCGGUGCACAGCGAAGAGUUCCUGCGUCAGCCCUCGUCUCAGUCUGUCGACAAUACGCCCAGGCAGAUGAGGUCGAUCCAGUCGCUCGAGAAGCUGCAAUCCGCCUCCACCGCUUCCAAUUAUGGCCGCCGACGCUCGUUAGUCGAGCCCGAGAUGAUGCUCCGCUCAAGAUCCGCUAGUAACGCAUCUUCGUCAGCAGGAUCCAUACUCGGCGCCAUUAUGGGUCGCACGGCCCAGAUCACCAAGCAGCGUUCGCUCCGCGGCACUGGUCUGUCGACGAUGCGGUCUAAGAGCCAGCACGACUAUGGCAGCCAGGACGACCACGAUAACGUCUUUGGGUCCUCGAUCGACUCGCACGCUACCGAAGGACGCAGCGAGCUGCUCCGCGGACGAAGCUUUGACGAGUCUGCGCGCCGCCAGAGCUUGGACACGUUCGAGUCGGGUUCGCCGUCAUCUCGAGGCAGCCACGGCUUCCACAGCCCUGAGCGGUUAUCCGGCUGGGACCAGCGGUUCCUGCAGGACCAGGGUAUGCCUCUGCGUCGCGGCUCGAACCUGAGUGACCGCCCUGUCAUGGAGAUUGACGACGAAGACCUCGACUGGGACGUGGACGUGCCUGACUCGGACGAGGAGGACUCGUCCUCCAGUGAUGGCUUACCCAAGGGACACGGUCUCUCGUCAGCACCCGCCGACUGGAACCUGUCCCACUGCCUCAGCGAUCUCGACAAGCAAGCUGCGCGCCGUACGGGCCCCACUUCGCCCACUCGUGCCAGUGCUGGUGGAGCCCACUCUCCAGUGCGCACAGGCACCGCACAGUCCCUCCUUCGUCCUGGCGGCGGACUCGACAUGAACCGACUCGGCCGACCUCCCAGCUCGUACUCCUACCGCCCCCGACCUUCGCCGUUAGUUAACGACACGGCUGCCGGUGUCUCCUCGGGUGAAUCCAGCCCAAGCGGAAACCGCACCACGCCCAAUGCUAGCUCGGCGCCGUUACUGGCGGCGAGCACGAACACGGCGCCUUCGGGAGGCAUGGAGAUCCUCAAUGGCCAGACGACUCAGAAGGGCCAGUCUAACGGCAAUGGUCACCUCUCGGCUCUCGCCGGCUCGGCAGUCGCGGCGGACUCUAACACGGUCGACGACCGCUUCGCCGACGCGGACGAAGAUUGCGGGCUGGUGCUCGGGCGACGACGCAAGUCGAGCGCACUGUCGCGAGGGAAUAGCGUUCGCUCGCGCGCUGGCCAGAUCCACGCCGCCCAGGCUGCUCACCAGGCCGCCAACACGACCGUCGCCAGCGCUGCCUCGCGCCUCAACGCCGCCGUUAACUCUGAGAGCACGACGAGCCUGGGCAGCCUCAAUACCCACUCGCUGCCAGGCAGCGUGCCUUCCCUCUCGCCUGGUUCGUCGCCCACGCGCGCCUCUGCGCUCGCAGCGCAGCAGGAAGAGCCGGCGGGCUCGAUCCUCAGCGACGUCCCAGGACUCCACAGCCCGCAGGACCUGCCCGUGACGCCCAAGGCUAACAGCCCGCGGGACGAGCGAGGGCCGGUCCUGUCCGCUUCGAACAGCAAGGCAUAUCUGCCACGGCCGAGGAUCUCGUCGGGGGAUAGUAUCGCGGAAUAG